This is a messenger RNA of Limulus polyphemus (Atlantic horseshoe crab), 3811 nucleotides long. RefSeq names its product zinc finger C2HC domain-containing protein 1C-like. The transcript is spliced from 4 exons. Bases 235 to 1332 code for a protein of 365 amino acids. The record is from RefSeq and is a predicted model, not a curated record. Lineage: Eukaryota; Metazoa; Arthropoda; Merostomata; Xiphosura; Limulidae.
UUAUUAUACAUGUUUUAUCAGUAGGCCUAGUUGCGUUCUGUAAAAUAUGAGUGAUAAAAUUUGUUGACUAAAGUUGUAACACAGGUGAACAAAUUCGUUAAUAAAUUCUGGUCAAUAAACAGAUGAGUCAGCAACCUAAAUAUGAACAUGGCAUAACUUCAUGUUUAUUCUUCUGUCUGUGUUGUUCAAACAUUUCUUCUCAAUUCUACGAAUACUGAUAGUGAAAACAGCAUCAUGCCUUCUCGUCUUGAUGAGCUUCAACAACAGUUUCGUAAUAGACUUUUACAGGAAAAAGAAAGCAAGAUGAUUAAGAUAUACAAUGAAAAUCAACAAAAAGCAAUGGAAAAAUAUAGAAAGUCAAACAGUUUUGAUCACUUAAAGAAUAGAGGGGUUCAGAAUUGUUACUCUUCUUCUACUAAAGCAACACCAGCAGUGACUAAUUCAGGAAGAGCUGUUCCAGGAGCAAAGAGAGGAAGUCCAGGGUUGGAUCGAUCUCGGCCUCUUGCCCCAAUCAGCAAGGACCAGAUAAGUGGAAGCACAAGCAAUAGUCCAACAAUAAGUCCAGUUAGUUCACAGAGUCUCCCAGAACUACAGAUCACAGAUGCUAACAAUGAACUUUUGGAGAAACUGCCAGAACAACCUGAUGAUAAAAACCGAAGAUCCAUUCUUGCUCAUUCUCGAGCAAAAUAUCCUCUUGAAAAACUAAACAAAAUCCAUAUGAACAUAAAACAAAAAGAUUCAACCUUUGUGGCUACAAUUAAAGAACAACAAACAGAAAUGAAAAAAAUGACACUCAACAAAAAAGCUCCAAUUCUUAAAGGUCCUGUUCUCAUCAAGAGAAUGAACUCAUUACCAAAUUCUCUGAACCAAAAAACACUUGUGAUUGAACCCUCUCAACUGCAGUUAAAUCUUGUGGCAUGUUCCAUAUGUAACAGAACAUUUGCUAAGGACCGAAUUAAGAAACAUAGUGCAAUCUGCAGAAAAGCAACACAGAAGAGGAGGAAGGUAUUUGAUGCAACUAAAAUGAGAGUAAAAGGUACUGAAGCAGAGAAUUUUGUGAAAGGAAAACCAAAGAAAGAUGACCAGAAGCCACAGAAGACCAACUGGAGGAUUAAACAUGAGGCCCUUAUUGCAAGUGUUCGUCAAGCUAAAGUCGUGCAGCAGCAUGUAGCAGCAGGAGGUAAGCUGUCUGAUUUGCCUCCUCCUCCAACAGUGGAGAAUCCUGAUUAUGUACCUUGUCCCUACUGUAACCGUACAUUCAGCCAGGCUGCUGCUGAAAGGCAUAUUCCAAAAUGUAAGAACAUCAUCUCAAACAAGAAGACUAAGAAGUAAAUGCUUCCUUGUGUAAACUUUAUUGAGAUUGAGGUACUGUUUAUGCUGAUAAACUGUCCAGAUUUGACAGUUAAUUUUCUCCUUUUUAUUUGUAAGAUACCACUUUAUCAAAGUAACUCUGCAAAGUAGUCAACUAACCAGUUUGUUUACACAGCUGAAUGUGUCUUUCACCAGAAAUUGCACAUUUUGAAAAUAGGACUCGCAUAACUGAUCUCACAUUAUAAAAUAAUAUUGUUUGAAAAUAUUAUCACUGAAGGGAUGUGAUUAUCCCUCAAGAACAACUUAAAUGAAAGAAUGUUGUUAUGGAGAUGUGGUAAUAUUUGGCUCCAUAUUGUAUUAAUAUUAUAAAAUUCUGAACAGUUUUAUCAACAGCUUACUGUUUCUAAGACAUGCAACUUGUUUAUUUUGUCUUAGUGUUUGUAAUAAGGAAUUUUUUUUAAUAUGCUUAAGAGCUAUUCAAAGACAAUAUGUUUUUUUAAUAAAUAACAUCACUUUAUUAUGUUUCAGUUAAGAGCUAUUCAAAGACAGUAUGUUUUUUAAUAAAUAACAGCACUUUAUUGUGCUUCAGUUAAGAGUUAUUCAAAGACAGUAUGUUUUUUAAUAAAUAACAGCACUUUAUUGUGCUUCAGUUAAGAGUUAUUCAAAGACAGUAUGUUUUUUAAUAAAUAACAGCACUUUAUUGUGCUUCAGUUAAGAGUUAUUCAAAGACAGUAUGUUUUUUAAUAAAUAAAAUCACUUUAUUAUGUUUCAGUUAAGAGUUAUUCAAAGACAGUAUGUUUUUUAAUAAAUAACAUCACUUUAUUAUGUUUCAGUUAAGAGUUAUUCAGAGACAGUAUGUUUUUUAAUAAAUAACAUCACUUUAUUAUGUUUCAGUUAAGAGUUAUUCAAAGACAGUAUAUUUUUUAAUAAAUAACAGCACUUUAUUGUGCUUCAAUAUUUUUUACAAUUAUCAGAAUGGUAUAAUUAGUUUGUUCAGUAACAAGUAGUAUAUAUAACACUACCAUUCAUUUCAUAUAGUCAUAUGAAAUGUAUUUUAUAAGUAGUAUUUAUGAAUAUAACAGAACAAGUCACUAAAUAUGUAUAAAAACUACAGUGAAUUUGAGUAUUUUUGGAAGGUAGACCUUUCUUCUUCAUGUGUAAAUUUAGAAAAAGAAAUAUCUAUCUUCUCAAAGGCAUUUGAGUUGUCUGAUUUCUAAUUUUGUGAUUCUCUAAUUCUUAAGCCUAUAUGGCUUCUUAUUGUAAUAAAUAGAACUUAUAACAGAAAUGUUUGGUAUGUGAAACCUACAAGUUAAUCAGGAUUUAACAUUCUUGUGUCUGUGUCACAGUUAUCAACAUUCAAAUUAUUAUUAGCAACAGAUUCAUUAGACCAGAAUCAAGGUUUAAUGAUAAAUAAAAAUAUGAAAGCAACAAACAUUUGACACAUGUGAGAUGACAACAGACGUUUUAGUCUAAAGAUGGUAGUAACUUGCAGUAGUUAGUAUUUACACAAUGUAGAUUUCAUUUUUUUAAAAGGUUAAACAUUUUGAUAUGUUUUAACUAAAUGACCAAGAUACCUAAAUAGGGAUGUUGUGUGUAGUUAAAAAUCAUCUAAUAACCUAGAUUGAAAAUAUUGACAGUUAUAUCAGUGGUUACAGUUAUGUAACAAUCAACUCAAAGAGAAUGUUAAAGGUAAGGUGAUAUUAGUGUAAAAUAUGUUACAGAUAUAUUUGUUAAAAAUCAAUUCAAAGUUGACCAAAAGUGCCUCCAUAACUAACGUGUUAUUGUUUUGAAGGUUAAGUAUAGUAUGUUUACAUAUCUUUGUGAUACUGCUGUAUUUAAUUUAUUAAAUGAAAGUUAUAUUAACUAAUGAUCAGAAAUUUUAAAAAGCUUACUUUAUAAAGUUAACUGACCCAUUCGUAUCAUUUUGUCAGAAACUUAAUCUUGUCAUAGUGUUUGUAUCAUCAGGCUGUUUUUUUUUGUUCUCAUUAUAAAUUGGUCUCUCUUUGUUAUAUUUACUGUUGUACAUCUUGAAAAACAGAUUGUGCAUCUACCCACUAUUGGGAGUAACUUUGUGUACUAUAGUUUUCAAAUGAGACCCAAAACUUGAGCCCUUUUGAAUAUUUCGGAAGAAGAAUAGUGAACUAUUCGAAAGUGCUCAAGUUUGGGUCUCGUUUGAAAACCAUUAAAACUUUUGUAUGUGACCCUGUUUGCUAACUUCUUAAACAGAAUUUGUGUACUAUAGUUAGACUCCAGCAUACUUUGACACCAAUAACAUAAAAUUUUGAUUUGUCAAAAAAUUUCUGUAUACCCACAUCUGGCUUUGACCAGUUCUACUGUAUUAGUGAGAUAUAAAGUAAAGAAAGAAGGGUAUUAGUACCCUUACUGGGACCAUUAGGAAAGUGUUCUUUUUUCUUGGUAGACGUGGUUGGCAAGGGGGCAUAAUCAGGAAUGUUUUUUACUAUUGGACGACAUGCCUUGAAACAUAAACAUGAUAUUUAAA